Molecule: messenger RNA, 2535 nt
Organism: Tetranychus urticae (two-spotted spider mite)
Lineage: Eukaryota; Metazoa; Arthropoda; Arachnida; Trombidiformes; Tetranychidae
Gene: wapl
Product: cohesin release factor wings apart-like
Source: RefSeq, a predicted model, not a curated record
AUUUUGUAUAACCAACUUGACAAUUUAAACUUGUUCAUGAAAAUAUUUCAAGUGAAUUUUCAUCAUUUUUACCUCUAAAUGUUCAUCAGAUUUUUAGUUUAUUGAAAUUCAACACCUUUUUAAUUACGGAAACCAUUUAAACAGUGAAAUUUCUAUAAAAUUUACUGCCUUUUAUUUGUUUAAUCAAGGAUCGACUUUUGUUUUCCAUCUUCUUUAAGUAAAUAAUUUUAUGGUUAAUCAAAAGCAUGUAUAACCAAUAGCUUUCUUUUGUUUAUCAAUCUAACUUUAGGGUUGAUCUUUAAUUCCUACAUCAUCUCUAUCUUUUUUUCUCACUUUAUAAAUGACUAUUUAACCAAAUGAAAAGCUAUUCUAUUGGUACCAAUUACUUUUGAUAUGUCUACCUCUAACAAGAAGAAAAAAUUUUUCAAUAAAAGCCAGGAUUCAGUUAAAAAGUCUUACUUCAAUGCUCGGGAUUUCUUUAAAUCAGAUUUUGAUGAAAGUGGUUCAACCUUUGGUGAUGACUAUACCUUCUUUGAUGGAUCCCAGAAAAAUAGUAAAUCAUCUGGUUCUUAUGGCUCCUCUAGUGUUGCCACCAGUGGAUCUGUAAAUUCAACAAGAAAUGGUACCUCAACCCAUAAUCAACACUCCCAUGAUCCAGUAUCUUCACAAACAUCAUCUUCAUCAUCGUCAUCUCGCCACCAUUCUCAUUCACACCAUUCACACUCUUCUUCCCACCAUGAAAAUGAUGAGGAUGAUUACAUUAGACUAAGACGGGUCAAAAAGGCACACCAAUGUGCUGAAUUGGGUGAAAGGGAAGAGUUUGAUGGUGAUAUUAAGUUUUAUCUUGAUGGACUGAGCCGGGUCAAUAACAUAAAUACUAGGUGUCUAAGUAUCCUUGGUUUGGCUAAUCAGUGUCAGCGAGCUGAAUUUAGAAUGCAUCUUCGAGCUCAUGAUGACAUGCCAAAGAUAAUUAGUGCCUUAAUGGAUGCCUGCUCCAAUCCUAAUUUAGCUCUUUGUACUUCGGCUCUCAUGUAUGUUUAUAAUCAAGAUCGGAUGACCAUGGAUAUAGAUCCGAAUGCUUUAAGUUUGAUGUUGGAGCUUCUGGAAACCAGGACAGACGAAGAAGAAGAUAGUGUUGACAAAAAUUACAAAGAAAAAGUUAAAAAGCUAUGCGAUGAAAUGAAAACCAAAGGUCAUGGAAAAUUUCUUAACUCGAAUAACAUUACAGCUGGUAAACUAGCAUUGGAAGCAUUGCUUGGUUUAACAUCCAAAAGAGCUGGAGAAUGGUGUAAAGAAGAAUUGAGAAAUCUUAAAGGAAUCGAUUUUUUAUGUAAUAAAACAAUUGAUGAAUCCAAUAGCCUCAUCCGUGAUGACAUUGUCUGGGAAGAAGAGAUCGUAGACAAAGGAUUACUUCAUAAGAUUGAAAGAACUCUGAAGGUUAUUGAAAACGUUACUUUUAUGAAUCAAGAGAACCAAAAUUAUAUUAUUGAAUAUCAAGGUGGUAAAUUCAUCUACCGAUGUAUCGACUUAAUCAAAUAUCUCAAGAACAGUAUAAUUUUUAUGACGGAAUCACAAUCACAAUUGUCCACAUUACUGUCCAUAUUGAGAGUAUUAACUAACCUUACUUCCGAAUCGAGUGAGGGUUGUUUCAAAGUUGGCUCGUUCACUGGGCUCUUUCAACUUCUUCUGGAAUGUCUAUUUGAACUUCCCUCAUUCACUGUUCCAGAUUCAAGAUUUGACUUGAUAGUACUUUUACUGUGCCUAGAGAUUAAUUUUGUUGAAUACUGUGUAAACAUACGGGAUGAGUUAAUGGACAGCGGUUUUAAAGUAAAACAACUCAUCGCUAUAUUCGAGGAAAGAUGCGAAGAAGCUGAAAAAACAGAUAAAGAAGCAGACUUAUUACUGGAUUCGCAUCAAGAUAAACCCUUGACUGAAGCCAUGCAAGAUACACUCUUAAACCAGGUUUUAGCUAAAUCUGGUAAACACAUGGAACAUUGUAUAAUAGCUGCCUGCAUAUCAUUACUCAUUGGUUGCGGUAUUAAGGAAAAUAUGCAGUACUGUGACAUGAUUAAAAAUUUGCUACCUUCUCAAGGGUUCGAGAAGAUGAUCGAUGUUCUCACAAAGCUUCACGAGUUUACCCAUUUAGCGGAUAUUAUGACUCCAAGUGGAGUGAAAAGAGUUGAAAGGAUCUUAGCUCUUUUUAAAUCAACAAAAACUGUAAGUCCAGCCGUGUAGAAGAUGCGAUUUUUUCAAGCAAAGGAGAAAAACGAUUUCUGUUCUUUAUGUUUAACCACAAAAAGCUAUCAAAUCAUUAGCUCACAAAAUUGUUAUAAGCAGAUAUAUUUACUUGAUGAAUUCUAGAAACAGAAAACAUCAAGAGAAUAUAAACAAAAAAUUAUCAACUUUUCUGAUCGAGACAAAGGUGUAGAAAAUGUGUUUAAUCAAAUCUUCAAUCGCUUGUCUUAAAUACUAUGUAUUUUGUAUCUCUAACCAGAAUUAAAAAAACAAAAUCAACUCUGUUUAUAUAGACAACUA